Molecule: messenger RNA, 762 nt
Organism: Linderina pennispora
Lineage: Eukaryota; Fungi; Kickxellomycota; Kickxellomycetes; Kickxellales; Kickxellaceae
Exons: 1
Coding region: 1-762 (253 amino acids)
Biological process (GO): DNA damage response; fatty acid metabolic process
Cellular component (GO): mitochondrial matrix
Source: RefSeq, a predicted model, not a curated record
AUGGCUGAUACGCAGGAGCUGUUUGCAGAGCUGUUUGGCGACGCGUCUGAUGGAGAAGGAGCCGACUCUCCAGACAAAAUCGACAACGAAUUCGCACACCACGACGCCUUGCUCCAGCUAAUGAACGAUUCCACCUUCCUCGGGUCCGCUAGCACCCCUCACAUCGACGAGCCGGUGCCAGGCUUCAAGAUCCACCGCAACGCUCUUCACCCAGCCCUCUGCACCGCAUUCUUUAACUGGCUCUCCGCCGAGUACUUUCCCCACACCUCCACCGACACGUCCGCAAAGAGGAUCAACCAGGGAAUGCACUUUGGCGCCAUGACCGACGCCUCCACGCCCUUUGGAUUCCUGUCCCGCAUGUGCUGCGAGCAUCCACUGCUGCUGCCAAAGGAGGUGCGUGAGCGCCCUGUGCUGUUUGAUCAAGCAAUCAUCAACCUAUACGACCCAGGCGAGGGAAUCGGCGACCAUAUCGAUCUUUUGAGGUUCGGCGAUGGGAUCGCUGGCUUUAGUUUUGGUGCGCCCGCGCUUUUGCGCUUGAGACCAGUCAAGGACGAUGAUAUUGAGAGAGCAGCAAGGUAUGCAGACCAUGACAACGGGGUGGUCCCAGGCGAGGUAUCGGCAUGGAUCAAGCCAGGGGAUAUCUACGCGAUGGCGGGCGAUGCACGGUUCCGCUGGUCACAUGGGUUUCCAGCUCUGCACCAUUCGGGUGACCCAGUCCUCGAUGGGCGCCGCAUAUCAGUAACGCUGCGCAAGCUUGCAUAA